This is a messenger RNA of Peromyscus californicus insignis, 4869 nucleotides long. RefSeq names its product HPS3 biogenesis of lysosomal organelles complex 2 subunit 1 (gene Hps3). The transcript has 16 exons. The record is from RefSeq and is a predicted model, not a curated record. Gene Ontology annotation, cellular component: cytoplasm. Lineage: Eukaryota; Metazoa; Chordata; Mammalia; Rodentia; Cricetidae. Gene Ontology annotation, biological process: organelle organization. The coding region runs from base 1220 to 4021 and encodes 933 amino acids.
AUAAAAUAUCUCCUCCUAAAGGCCCUUGGGUGAGCCAGUUUCAGGGACUAUACCAAGGAGAAGAGGCUCUCUAGAGAAGAUGGUGCAAUUCUACGAUAGAAUGAAUCUCAUGUAAGUCAAAUUGCAUUAAAAUAAUACCCAGACCAGUCUUGAAGAGGAAAAUUAAUUAAAAGGACAGAUACUUGUGAAAGGGAAAAGAAGUAUUCAUGGAUGUCAAAUCUAGAACAUGAGUUGCAGUCUGCUUGAUUCCCUCUACCACUUUUGCAGUCCAGAUUUCUAUGCUUUUCUCUGCUUAUUGAAUUUGAUAAACCUGUUAUCUCCCAAAGUGUUCCUAGCAGUGGGUGAGGAAGGCUAUCACAUAAUUCAUCUUCAUCUGGAAGGCAUGGGAAAUGGAAGCAGGUUUAACUUCAGUUCAACUGCUCCCAUUUUAUAAAUUCUUGGAACAAAGGACUUAUGAUGUGAUGACAUGGGAAUUGAAGUUUGCUCUUUUCAGUUUUGUCCCGGUGUCAAGAGAGCAUUCCUCAGUCAAUACAUACGUGCAUGCAUGCAUGCAUACAUACACAUUUCCUAGAAUUGUUAAAAAUAUUAUAUCUGUUGUAUUAAAUUUCCAAAAGUAGAAUUCAGACGGCAAGUUUCUCUUAAAAAGGGUGUAUUUAGGAACACUGCACUGAUCAUCAGGGGGAUUUCCCUCCUUCCUUUCUAUUAUCUGGGGCUUAGACGAAUCUUUGCCAAAUGCCUACAAAAUGUUCACAGAUUCUUUCAUGCAAUACAUUAGCUUUUUGCUAAACAUCUUAAAGGAUUUGCCUUUUCAAAAAAAAAAAUCCAUUGUACAAUCCACAGUAUUUCUAUUUCAAAACAACUCUGGCAUGUUUAAUCCAAGUUGAGCGGUAUAUAUCCACUUCAGGUUUGCAGCUCCAUCCUUCAGAAGCUCAAAGGCUACGGGAAGACAAGAGAGACGCCCUGAAGUCAAUCCAGGCACAAGCCAGCACAUGAUCGAGUCAAACACAUUCAAGGGUCAAGAAUUACCCUUCUGUCCAGAAGCAGUAAAGUGAAGUCCCAAGGAAAAGAUCCGAGGUCCCCGCACCCACCCAGUGAGGAGCCAGUCACUCCACCGGCAAGACCUCUUUAAGAAGCCCAGCUCAAGGCGGGGGCACAGCGCUCACGUGAUCCGGAGCAGCUUGCUAGUUUGCGGAAGUCGCUCUUCAGUCCAGUUGUCGGGAUGGUGCAGCUGUACAACCUGCACCCGUUCGGGUCGCAGCAGGUGGUCCCCUGCCAGUGGGAGCCAGAGCAGUUCUGCUGCGGCGGGCGGGACGCGUUGUUCGUGGCUUCGGGCUGCAAGGUGGAGGCUUUCGCCGUCCAGGGAGCAGAUCUGUGCCAGCCACGCUGUGUCUUCUCCACGCUGGGCAGAGUGCUGCGCAUGGCCUACAGUGAAGCCGGAGACUAUCUGGUAGCAAUUGAAGAGAAAAACAAAACUAUAUUCUUGCGUGCUUACAUGAACUGGAGGAGUAAGAGGACUGAAAAUUCCCGUGUGUGCAUUCGAAUGGUUGGGCACAAUGUGGAGGCACCCUUCUGUGAAAGCUUUAAAGACCAAAUGUCUAUAAUUGAAAUGCCAUUGUCUGAGGCUCCUUUAUGCAUUUCAUGUUGUCCUGUGAAGGGUGAUCUACUUGUUGGCUGCACAAAUCAGUUAGUCCUAUUUACUUUGAAGUACUGGAUCAUUAAUGAAGAAUUCUCAGUGUUGGACUUUGAACGUUCAUUAAUUAUACACAUAGAUAAUAUCACUCCGGUUGAAAUUUCUUUUUGUGUUGGGUAUGUUGCUGUCAUGUCUGAUUUAGAAGUCUUAAUCCUAAAACUGGAGUCAGAUCCUUCAAAGGGAGAGGGAGUUAAACACCACUCACAAAAAACCAACAACCAGUUGAAACAGAUGGAAGAUGUCAGUAAUGACACUUCACGGCUUGAAUCAGAGGAUUUUGUUAUCUGCCUAAAACCCAUGGAGCUUCUUGGUGAGAAGUGUGAACAGUCGGGAAUAUCUGUUAAACUGGAGUCCACAGGAUUAGCCGAUGAAAAAGUAAAAUAUUCAAGUGUUCAGCACCUGCUAUAUAGACGUUUUGCUCCUGAUAUUUCAUUCUAUGUCUUGUCUGAUAACAUCAAGUUACAUUCCCUUCAGCUGCUACCUAUUCACCAAACAGGUUUUCCUCCUGAUGGAAAAGGUUUGUCUCAAGAAAAAGAGCUGCUGAGUCUUUUCUGUUUCUUCUCAUUACCUCACGUGGGCUAUCUGUACAUGGUUGUGAAAUCUGUUGAGUUAAUGUCAGCCUAUUGGUAUCCUGAGAAGUCUCAGCAAGCAGUGCUCACACCACAGUUUUUGCACGUCAUCACAAGCCAAAGCCUGCAGUGUUUCACAGUGCGGUGCAGUGCAGCAGUGGCUCAUGAAGAGGACCUGUGCAUGGAUAAUACGUUGAAGGCUUGCCCACCUGUUACUAUGGAUGUGUGUGCUCUAAGAAUACAGCUUUUCAUAGGCUUGAAAGCCAUCUGUCAUUUUAAAAACCACAUCAUACUUCUGACCAAGGCAGACCCUGAAUCCAUUCCAGAGAGAAAAGAGUCACCCAAGAGGCUUCUUUCUAGAAAAGAUGCCAGUGUUAGGAGCAGAAUCCCUCCCAUAGCCGAGGCCGGAUGGAAUCUGUAUGUUGUGAAUACCAUUGCACCAGUUCAGCUAUACAAAGAAAUGGUAGACUACAGUAACACCUACAAGACUGUGAAAACCCAGAGCUGUAUCCACUUGCUCAGUGAGGCUCAUCUGCUAGUGAGAGCUGCCCUGAUGGAUGGCAGUCAGCUGGAGCCUGCAGAGAAAGCAGAGCUCUUAGAAGCAUUUAAAGAAAGCUGUGGGCAUCUUGGAGACUGUUACAGCAGGCUUGACACUGAGCAAUCCCACCUCGCCUUACCGUACUAUAAGAUGUCUGGUUUGUCUCUGGCUGAAGUUUUGACCCGUGUGGACUGGACAGGAGAGAGUGAAUCACAGAAAUAUGAGAGAGGAUUAUUAUUUUAUAUUAAUCAUUCACUUUAUGAAAACCUGGAUGAAGAAUUAAGUGAAGAAUUAGCAGCAAAAGUGGCUCAGAUAUUUCAUGUGGCUGAGCCGAAGCAACUGCCUCAUGUCCUCUGUAGUCCUUCUAUGAAGAAUAUCAGUCCUUUAACUGCCUUGCAUUAUUUAAAGAAUCUGGAUACUUGUGAAUUUUCACCAGUCUUAGUGACCUUGACCAAGGCAGCAAUGGCCUUGAAAAUGGGAGAUCUUGACAUGUACAGAAAUGAAAUGAAGAGCCAUUCAGAGAUGAAGCUGGUAUAUGGCUUCAUUCUGGAACCUCGGCUGUUAAUUCAACAGUGGAAAGGCCAGAUUGCUCCUACUGAACUUGCAAUUCACUUGAAGGAAACUCAGCCUGGAUUGCUUGUGGCUUCAGUCCUGGGCUUACAGAAAAAUGGUAAAAUUGGAAUUGAAGAAGCAGAUUCUUUCUUUAAGGUGCUGUGUGGAAAAGAUGAAGACACAAUUCCUCAGCUUUUGGUAGACUUCUGGGAAGCUCAGCUGGUAGCUUGUCUCCCAAACAAGGUACUUCAGGAACUCUUCUUCAAGCUUUUAUCUCAGUACAUCUGGAGAUUAUCCAAGAGGCAGUAUCCUGAUACCAUACCAUUGAGAACAGCAGAGGAUUUGAUAAAUGCCUGCAGUCAUUAUGGCUUCGUCUAUCCAUGGGUUCAUGUCUUAAUAUCAUCUGAUUCCUUAGCUGAUAAAAAUUACACAGAAGACCUUUUGAAACUACAGACUCUGUGGUGGAAAAAACUGCUGCCUGAACUUUGUCAGAAAGUCAAGUGUGGUGGAGAGAAACAUCAACUUUAUCUGUCAUCGUUAAAAGAAGCCUUGUCAGUUACUGCUAUGGGAUUGGACCUGAAGGAUUUCUUGAAUGUUCUCCCAGAAGAUGGUGCUGCAGCAUUUUUCCUGCCCUACCUCCUUUUUUGCAGCAGGAAGAAAUCACUGUCUUGAACUUAUCCUUUGCAACACAUAAGCAACUGCACUUUAAAUGUUCUGUCCCAGAUAAAAUGAGCCCAAAGGGUUCUGUGUUAAUGUGUAUUGCAGCUGCUUUAUGGUGCUUGUUUACCUUACCAUGUAAUGAUGGCUGUUCGCUUAAUCUAUAACCUGGACCCAUUUAUUAUCCAGAAUGUAAAAAAAAAAAAAAAAAAAAAAAAAAAAGCCAAACAAACAAAAAAAACCCCUUCAAAAUGUAAGAUCUCUUCACAUGUAUUUCCUUUUAUUUAUUUAUUUUUUAUUUUUUAUUUUUUAUUUUUUUUACUCUCUAUCCUAUGUGGGCCUGGAACUCAUUAUGAAUCUUGUGCUGACCUCAAUCUAUGCGAACCUCCCAAGCUUUACAGGUGUGAAAUGUCAUGCAGGUAUUUUCAAAACUGGACACAGACUUCUGUUGUGAGAAAUAUCAUGGAUUCAGUUCUGGGGGCAUGACAAUCCUAUCCACCCCAGAGUCAUUGGAAGAAACUACAUUGCAAGUAUGCACAAAUGCCCCUGUUGCUGGUCAAACAAUGUCUUCAUGGUUACAGAUUUUUCUAUUUGGGUUACUAUUUUGUUUUUUCAUGUAAGUAUGAGAAAGAUGUAAUGUUUCUCUCCAGUGAAAGACUGAAUACUUAGCUUUUGAGCUACUUUUGAAACUCAUGGUGUACUUCUCUCAGAAUUAAAUGAAUAUACUCAUCUGGCUGUUAACAUGACUUGUUGAGUUCACAUAUUUUCAGCCAAAGUCUUGUUUCUAUUCUUUAUAUGUAUAUACUCUUAUUCUUUCAAACACAGUAUAUGAGAAAAUUAAAAAAAAACUAUCAUGAUGUUCA